Belonocnema kinseyi is the source of this 1561-nucleotide messenger RNA. RefSeq lists its product as uncharacterized. The transcript is spliced from 4 exons. The coding region runs from base 674 to 1501 and encodes 275 amino acids. Lineage: Eukaryota; Metazoa; Arthropoda; Insecta; Hymenoptera; Cynipidae. The record is from RefSeq and is a predicted model, not a curated record.
UGUUUAUAGUUUAUCUCCUCCGAUGGCUUCUCUACUCUACUCUCUCUAGUCCAAUAUAAUUAUUAUUCCAAAAAGGCUAUCAAAAUUGGAAAAAAAAUCUUUGUAUCCAAUUCCUAAAAGUCGUUUGAGUGUCAACAUAUGAAAGGUCAUGAGUACAAUGAAUUUUAGACUCCUGCUUUUGGAGCUUAUAUCAGUUUCUAGUUUCUAUCUUCCCGGGGUGGAUGUUUUUAUUACUCCAUUUGUUAAUAGUGUAAAAAUUAGUCGCAAAAGUUAGGAUUUUGGAAAAGUCAGUUGCAAUGAGAUUAGUUUUAACGGCUAAAAGUGAUUGAUUCGUCGCCGUGCUUCGUUUUGCAAAAAGUGACAAUCUAAUAAAAGGACUUCAUAACCCAUCUUCUGAAAAAACCGAGGUAUUUACAGUGCUGAUGAAUUUGGUAAAAAGACGUAUUAAUAAUGUCAAAUUCUCCCGGAAAAUUACUCUUGUCAAUUACUCAACCAAAGAUCAUCUACUAUCUGAUCUAGAUAAGCCGCGAGACUUCUUAUCUGACAGCUUAUCUAAACUUGCCGAGGACGGGGCAAAGAUAAACAGUCGUGUUUUACGUUGUUCAAACUUGAAUGUUGUUUUCCCGUAGAUAAUUUCCUCAGAGUCACGAAUUCCAUCGGAUCACGUAGGACCAUGGACAGUUUCCCACAGCAGAGGUACGAAACCAAGAUCGAGGGUUUCGAUUCAUGCAUGAUUGAUGCAAACCAGCAGCAAGAUAUGACUCAGACUGUCAGUGGACAAACUCCUGCUCAGCAGACUCAGCUGGACAACCAGGAAAAUCGUGAAGCAGCGAUACCUCAGCAACAGUCGCAACAUUUACAAAAUCAGGUCCCUCCCUUGGCACAAAAUGCUCAACAACACAUGACACUCACCCCGGUGCGAUUACCUGCGAUAUUAGACGGAGAAUUUUUCUCCGUUAUUAGACUUGAAGACACCAAUGUCACUGUUCGAUGUCUGCAGUGCCAAAAACUCCUCAACGGUAACCUCAAGUCCACUGGAAAUUUUCUCAGUCACAUCAAAAGAGUCCAUCCAUUUAUGGUUGAAAAAAUAAAAUGUAAAUCGAAUCAAAGAAGACCAGCAGUCAUAUAUAUAGAUUUAUCAGCAGAAAGAUGUCCAGAAAUUGUGAGGGCGAAGCGAGGAUACAGAAAAUACUACAAAAUGGAAGAUUGUCAGCAAAUGAUUGAAGAAACACCAAAUUACGAACAAACUUCUGAAUGGACAGAUUCAUCAAUAAUCCGCAGGCGGAGAUCGGAAGAACCGGAAUCUAGUGAAGUGAUGAAAGCUGGCCACAAUAAUUCCCUCGUUAUCGAAGACGAGUUUGAUGCAAUCGGUAGAAAUGUUGCUGCAAAACUUCGAAAUAUGCGGCUUGACCAAAGAAUUAUAGCUGAAAAACUUCUAAACGACAUUCUCUUCGAAGCACAACUUGGUAAUCUUCACAGAGAUUCGAACAUACACGUUUGAGAAAAAAAAUUUACCUUUUUUAUUGAAGCAUCUGGGCUGGCGAGAAUGUACAAUAGAUAA